This is a messenger RNA of Loxodonta africana (African savanna elephant), 1959 nucleotides long. RefSeq names its product secretin receptor (gene SCTR). NCBI's taxonomy places the organism in Eukaryota, Metazoa, Chordata, Mammalia, Proboscidea, Elephantidae. The transcript has 14 exons. Gene Ontology annotation, biological process: adenylate cyclase-modulating G protein-coupled receptor signaling pathway; cell surface receptor signaling pathway. The record is from RefSeq and is a predicted model, not a curated record. Gene Ontology annotation, cellular component: plasma membrane. The coding region runs from base 1 to 1485 and encodes 494 amino acids. Gene Ontology annotation, molecular function: secretin receptor activity; peptide hormone binding; G protein-coupled peptide receptor activity.
AUGCUGAACCCCCUGGAGACCGUGACCUUCGAGGGCAGGAACCUUAUACUAUUCCUCUUCACAUCCCCAGUGACGAGCAGAUUGUUGGGUGUAUGGCGAUUCGCGCAGGCGGCGUGGCGACGCAGCCGGUGGGAGAAGGCCCCGGGAGACAGUGACGGGUCUUGGAGCGGGGAGAGUGGCGUCCCAGCCAGGAAGCGCGGUCGCAGUGUUGGAGCCCUCCCCAGACUGUGCGAUGUGCUCCAGGUGCUAUGGGCGGAACGAGACCAGUGCCUGCAGGAUCUCUCCAGGGAGCGGACAGAAGACCUGGGGGUGGAGCAGCCAACACCAGGGUGCGAGGGGCUGUGGGACAACAUGAGCUGCUGGCCCUCUGCCACACCAGGCUGGACUGUGGAAGUGGAAUGUCCGCGAUUCCUCCAAAUGCUCACGGGCAGAAACGGUUCCAUGUUUCGAAACUGUACACAAGACGGCUGGUCCGAAACCUUCCCCAGGCCCGACAAGGCCUGUGGGCUUAACGUGAACAACUUGUCCAACGAGAAGCGGCAUGCGUACCUGCUGAAGCUGAAGGUCAUGUACACCGUGGGCUACAGCUCCUCCCUCGUGGUGCUCCUGGUUGCCCUCAGCAUCCUCUGUUCUUUCCGGAGGCUCCGCUGCACCCGCAACUACGUCCACAUGCACCUGUUCGUGUCCUUCAUCCUGCGCGCCCUCUCCAACUUCAUCAAGGACGCGGUGCUCUCCUCGGAUGACGCUGCCCACUGCGACGCUCACAGGGUGGGCUGCAAGCUGGUCAUGGUCUUCUUCCAGUACUGCAUCGUGGCCAACUACUCCUGGUUGCUGGUGGAAGGCCUCUACCUCCACACGCUCCUGGUCAUCUCCUUCUUCUCGGAGAGGAAGUGCCUCCAGGGAUUUGUGGCCCUCGGAUGGGGUGCCCCAGCCAUCUUUGUUGCUUCGUGGGCUAUCACCAGACACUUUCUGGAAGAUGUUGGGUGCUGGGACAUCAACACCAAUGCGUCUGUCUGGUGGGUCAUCCGAGGGCCUGUGAUCCUCUCCAUCCUGGUUAAUUUCAUCCUUUUUAUAAACAUACUAAGAAUCCUGAUGAAAAAACUUAAAACUCAGGAAACCAGAGGAAACGAAGUACACCAUUACAAGCGGCUGGCCAAGUCCACCCUGUUGCUAAUCCCCCUCUUUGGAGUCCACUACAUGGUCUUCGCCUUUUCCCCAGAGGGCGCCAUGGAGAUCCAGCUGUUCUUUGAACUGGCCCUUGGCUCAUUCCAGGGCCUGGUGGUGGCUGUCCUCUACUGCUUCCUCAAUGGGGAGGUUCAGCUGGAGGUUCAGAGGAAAUGGCGACAGUGGCACCUCCAUGAGCUCCCCAUGCAUCCUGUGGCCCUCAACUCCUCCUUCAGCAAUGGCACCAGUGGUCUCACCCACAGCACCAAGGCCAGCAUCUCAGAGCAGAGCCGGGGCACCUGUAGGACCAGCGUCAUCUGAGAGGCAUGAACAGAGGCCAAGAGGGGAAGAGCGGUUCAGGGGUUCCAGGAGGGGCAGGGACAAAGUCUGUAUAGGGUGAGAUUUGGUCAUGCAUCUGUCAGUCUGCUUGCCCUGGUGCUGUGGCUCAGUCCUGACCCUUCCUGCUGGAGAAGGGCUUCCUGACCCUCAGCCCCACCUUCAGGGACAAGGUGGAAGCCCAGUUAACAAGAGAAAUCGAGGACCUUUGGCCCUAGGCAGGCCCUCCCCCGUCCCACCGUAGCUCACCUGCCCAGCAGCUCUCACUCAUAGCCUUCCAAGACAGGCUAACCUGAGUCACAGUGGAGGCUGGGGCCCCAGGUCCCACAGUUGCCUUUUAGUAAUCCUAAGGAGGCCUGAAGCACACCUCUGUUCUUACCACUCCUUCCCCAGAGGCAGAUAGAGCAGGGAAUGGACAUUUUUGUAGAUGAGAAACAGGUUCCCCAAGGUCCUGUGACU